UUUGCGCGAAACAUAAUGAAUCACUGACACUUAUUAACGGUUUUCCCGCGCGUCCCGUACGACUUAUUCCGCGUAAUGCGUUUUUCCUUCGAUCUAUUAUAUUUUAAAGCAUUGAUUUGCUUUAAAUAGAACGCACGAUAUCAAUUUCUGUAUCGAAUAAAUUCGGGAGAGUGAAGGGUUGUAGUUUUGCGUGUAUUGGAUUGCCAGCGGCGUAGGUUAUAAAGGCAGUCAUAAGGUCAACAAACGCACACCCUCCUAUUUUUCUGGUGAAUAAGUGGAUAGAAAAUAUUUACAUGUGAUUGUUCGGGGAUAAACAAUCGUUUGACUCGAUUCAGAUGAUGACAACACCAACGCGGGAAACUCUCCAUCGACGUCGGAGAUCACUGAGACAAGCACUUGCUGUCAUACCAGAUAUUACGAGUCUCAGUGUAUCACCAGGCUCUCCUCUUCCAUCAGACGUCAACACUAUCAAUAACAGGUACAGCCGAGACUCAUGGAGUCCAGCACCCAGUCCCGACGAGUUGGUGAUCCAGAAACGCGGUCGGAGGAGCAAAAGCAUCGUCUGGUCACCAGAAGUCGAUGCAAAACGAGAUAGUCUAUUGAGUCUCUCCCUGAGGGAUCGCACGCCCGUGAAAAGUCCCACAAAGGCAUCGACGCACCUCAAAAGCACGCCGAGGAAACGGCUUCUCCUAGACGAUAAUAACGACACGACCCCGGACAAAACCAGGGUCAAUGAGAGAGAGGGUGAGAAGCAGUUUACUGGGAGUUUGAUGAAUGGUUUGCGAGGUCUCAGUAAUGAACAGCUGACCAAGGUCAUCAUGGAUCUGGUGUCCAUGCAGGAGGAUGGGGCACUCAGCCUCGAUGAUAAACUCAGGGAUAUCGUCAUCAAAAGAAUGCCUGUCGCUGAUGUCCAGCCCCUCAGAGAGAGGCUGACACUUCUCAGGCAGAAUGUCUCUGAGAGUUUGAUGUCUCUCGAGGGCAACUAUGAGUUCCCUUACAACCGAGCGUCUGUUCAUCUUGAAACGUAUCAGAAAACUCUGAUUGAACAAGGCAUUAAAUUAAUAGAAUCCCAGCACUGGACCGCAGCAAUGCAGUACGUGUUCCUGGCGUGGCCCAUCACAAAGGAUUUGCCAAAGUGCCCAUCCCCAGACGAUACGACUCGCAAGUGUUUCCAGAGUUUAACACAAAUCUGCAAGGACGCCCUGGUAAACGGAAAUUUUGUCAAUUCAACGUUGGAAGUAUUCGCCAGUAGGAUGGAUACGAUGGUCCAUGACUGCAACGAGAUGAAGAUCUGUCAGCAAAUGGCCAAGGAGAUGAUGAGGCCCUAGUUGAAUCACCGUAUUUAAUUCGCAUUAAUCUCUAUUUUUUUAUUAUAAUCGACUCAGUGCCUUGAAUAAUCGAUUCCAAAAGGAGAACUGCGCAGUUACCAGAUUUUCAAUAAUUUCACAAGUUUUUUAUUUUUUUAUCCGUCAGAUUCAACUACCAAAUUUAUGAAAUAGCGAAAAUUGUUCCACUUCUCCAGAUCCGUAUUUAAUUCUCCUGUUUUGUUUAAAUUAGUUGAUCAUUAUUUUCAUACCUUACUCGAGUAUUAUGUAAUCAUCAUAUUUUUCAAGUUAAUAAAUUUUUCCCUGGAUACAGGAAUUUUGUAAAAAAUCUCGUACA
Messenger RNA from Fopius arisanus, 1662 nucleotides. RefSeq lists its product as uncharacterized. Gene Ontology annotation, biological process: nuclear protein quality control by the ubiquitin-proteasome system; proteasome localization. Gene Ontology annotation, molecular function: proteasome binding. The coding region runs from base 336 to 1328 and encodes 330 amino acids. Gene Ontology annotation, cellular component: nucleus; nuclear membrane. NCBI's taxonomy places the organism in Eukaryota, Metazoa, Arthropoda, Insecta, Hymenoptera, Braconidae. The record is from RefSeq and is a predicted model, not a curated record. The transcript has 2 exons.